AUGCCGACCGACCUAGAUAAUUCCUCUACAGCUUCAGGUGAAGCUAGCGUUUCUUCCUCUGGCAACCAAACUGCUCCUCCCAAACCCACCACCAAGAAAAAACGUAACUUGCCAGGAAUGCCAGAUCCAGAUGCAGAGGUGAUUGCUCUGUCUCCCAAGACCCUAUUGGCCACAAACCGUUUCGUUUGUGAAAUUUGCAACAAAGGGUUUCAGAGGGAUCAGAAUCUGCAGCUUCAUAGGCGUGGUCAUAAUCUGCCAUGGAAGCUGAGGCAGAGGUCGAGUAAAGAGGUGAAGAAGAGAGUCUAUGUCUGCCCAGAGCCCUCUUGUGUGCACCAUGACCCAUCAAGAGCUUUGGGUGAUCUCACUGGGAUAAAGAAACACUUUUGCAGAAAGCACGGCGAGAAGAAGUGGAAAUGCGAUAAGUGUUCCAAGAAAUAUGCGGUUCAGUCGGAUUGGAAAGCCCAUUCCAAGAUUUGUGGUACCAGAGAGUACAAAUGCGAUUGUGGGACUUUGUUUUCAAGGAGGGAUAGCUUCAUAACACAUAGGGCCUUCUGUGAUGCUUUGGCUGAGGAGAGCGCCAGAGGCCACACCCAAACUCCAACCCAGACUCAAACGGAAGUGAAUUUGAAUUCAGAAUCAGACCCAAAAGCUCAAAGUGCUAAUUCACCUCCACAGCCAACACCACAGCCACCGGUUCCUUCCCAAGCUACAACUUCAUCAGUCCCAUCUCAGUCAGCUGGUUUAUUAUCUUCACCUAUGCCUAGUACACAAAAUCCAGUGACAGAAUUGCCUGAAAAUCCCACACAAACUAUGGAAGAAGCACCAGCUGUGACUGGUCCGAAGGGGAACUGUAGCAGCAGCAGCAGCAACAGCUCAAGCAGCAAUGGUAGUACAAGCAGUAGUGUUUUUGCAAGUUUAUUUGCUUCCUCGACAGCAUCAGCAAGCUUGCAACCUCUUCAAACUCCUGCAUUUACUGACUUAGUUCGAGCCAUGGGGAAUCCAGAUAGUACAACUGACUUAGCACCAUCUUCUUCAGUAGAACCUAUCUCUCUUGGCCUCUCAACCAGCCAUGGAUCCUCACUUUUUGGGCCUGCAGGACAGGAGCGUAGGCAGUAUGCGCCUCCACCACAACCAGCUAUGUCAGCUACAGCACUGCUUCAGAAAGCUGCUCAAAUGGGAGCAGCAGCAACUAAUGCAUCGUUGCUUCGUGGGUUUGGCAUUAUGUCUUCCUCGUCAUCUUCUGCACAACAAGAGAGUUUGCAAUGGAGUCAGCGGCAAGCAGAACCAGAUAGUGCCUCAGUUGCUGCAGGGCUUGGACUUGCUCUUCCUUGUGAUGGAGGUUCAGGAUGGAAGGAACUAAUGAUGGGAAGUCCUUCCAUGUUCGGGCCUAAGCAAACCACACUCGAUCUUUUGGGAUUAGGAAUGGCCGCUGGUAAUAGCCCCAGUGGAGGCUUGUCAGCCCUAAUUACAUCUAUCGGUGGCGGCCUCGAUGUAGCCGCUGCAGCUGCAUCCUUUGGAGGCGGAGAAUAUAGUGGUAAAGACUUGGCAAGGGGCUCAUGA
Messenger RNA from Prunus armeniaca (apricot), 1560 nucleotides. The record is from the annotation of a GenBank genome assembly. Lineage: Eukaryota; Viridiplantae; Streptophyta; Magnoliopsida; Rosales; Rosaceae.